AAGAUAGAAGAUAGGGCGUGAAGCCGUGACCGAUCGGCUUGAUGAUGGAGAAGAAGGGUACUUCAGUAAAUAAUGUAUCAUCGGCAUUUGGAUUACAUCCUCCCUCCACACGUUUAGAUUGAAACGAUAGAUUUUGAUCAGGAGAUUAUAAAAAUUCCCAGCAAAUUUCCAUCCAAAUCAAAUUCAAUUCCAAUCCUCGACUUCGUUACAGAUAGAUAGAUAGAAAGAAAAAAAGGAAAACUUGGGUAAUGGGUAGAGCUUUCGUCUAUGUCAUACUUGGAGGUGGGGUUGCAGCUGGAUACGCAGCUCGUGAAUUCACAAACAGAGGAAUCUCUCAUGGAGAACUUUGCAUCAUCUCUGAAGAACCUGUUGCGCCUUAUGAGAGACCAGCACUAAGUAAAGGUUUUCUACUUCCAGAAGAUCCUUCACGUCUUCCAUCCUUCCACACUUGUGUGGGCUCCAAUGGGGAAAGAUUAACUCCUAGAUGGUACAAGGAACAUGGAAUUGAGUUAGUUCUCGGAACUGGAGUAAAGUCAGCAGAUAUAAAGAGGAAGACUUUAUUAACAGCAACUGGAGAAACCAUAAGCUACAAAAUUCUCAUCAUUGCUACAGGCGCUCGGGCAUUAAGACUCGAAGAGUUUGGAUUGAAUGGUUCUGGUGCUGGAAAUGUUUGUUAUUUACGUGACUUGGCUGAUGCAACGAGGCUUGUUGAUGUGAUGCAAUCAAGUGUUGGUGGAAAUGCGGUUAUUGUUGGUGGGGGCUAUAUAGGAAUGGAAUGUGCUGCUUCUUUGGUGAUAAAUAAAAUUAGUGUCACUAUGGUUUUCCCAGAGGCACAUUGCAUGGCUCGCCUAUUUACGCCCAAAAUUGCAGGUUAUUAUGAAGACUUUUAUAAGUCUAAAGGAGUUAAAUUUGUUAAAGGGACAGUCUUAGAGUCAUUUGACAUAAAUUCUGAAGAGAAGGUUACUGCAGUUAAUCUCCGUGAUGGAAAUACUCUUCCUGCAGAUAUGGUUGUAGUAGGAAUAGGUAUCCGUCCAAACACAUCUCUAUUCGAAGGCCAACUGACUCUAGAAAAAGGAGGAAUCAAGGUAAACGCACAAAUGCAAACCAGUAACACUUCGGUUUAUGCUGUGGGAGAUGUUGCAGCUUUUCCUGUAAAACUUUUCGGUGAAACCCGUCGUCUCGAGCACGUCGAUUUGGCUCGAAAAUCUGCAGAACAUGCUGUUUCUGCCAUAAUGGAACCUAAUAAAACAGGAGAAUUCGAUUACCUUCCGUUCUUCUAUUCCAGAAUCUUCACGUUAUCAUGGCAGUUUUUCGGAGAUAAUAUCGGAGAAGUAGUACAUUUUGGUGAUUUCGAUGAUGGGAAGACCAUAGGUGCUUAUUGGGUUAGUAAAGGUCAAUUGGUUGGUUCUUUCUUAGAAGGUGGAACUAAAGAAGAGUAUGAAGCCAUUGCAAGGGCUACUAGGGCUAAACCUGUUGUCGAAGAUUUAGUUGAGCUUGAGAGUCUAGGUUUGGAUUUUGCUGUUACUUUUGUUAGCCCGACUACACCAAUGGUGUCAUCGGGGACUGAUCUUGAAGGGCCUCCGGUACUUGUUAUGGAGAAGCCAUUGUACGCGUGGCAUGCAACUGCUGGUGUUGUUGUGGCGGCAUCUGUGGCGGCGUUUGCGUAUUGGUAUGGGAGGAGACGUAAAAGGUGGUGAGAAUUGAGAAGAGAUUAUUGUUAUUAUGUUGUUGUAACAUGGAUAUGUAUACUAUUUUGGUUAAUUGGACUUUUUUGGUUUUAUUGUGGGUGUAAUCUGGAUUUCUUGUAUAAAUGAUGCAUCAAAUAUUGUAAUAUUUAUAUUUUUAUCGUAGAA
Impatiens glandulifera is the source of this 1853-nucleotide messenger RNA. Its product is annotated as monodehydroascorbate reductase 4, peroxisomal. The record is from RefSeq and is a predicted model, not a curated record. The transcript is spliced from 7 exons. NCBI's taxonomy places the organism in Eukaryota, Viridiplantae, Streptophyta, Magnoliopsida, Ericales, Balsaminaceae. Gene Ontology annotation, cellular component: cytoplasm. Gene Ontology annotation, molecular function: oxidoreductase activity, acting on NAD(P)H; flavin adenine dinucleotide binding. The coding region runs from base 249 to 1697 and encodes 482 amino acids.